Messenger RNA from Erigeron canadensis, 2984 nucleotides. RefSeq lists its product as uncharacterized. The record is from RefSeq and is a predicted model, not a curated record. Bases 882 to 2039 code for a protein of 385 amino acids. Lineage: Eukaryota; Viridiplantae; Streptophyta; Magnoliopsida; Asterales; Asteraceae. The transcript has 3 exons.
GUACUAGUAAAAUUCUAUUUUCUCGCAGAUAACAGCCGCUCUUUGCUCUUUUUUCUUUCAGCAUACUAAUUUGCAGAUUCAAUGAUGACGAUGGAGCUGAAUAAGCAUGAUGCGGAGGUUUGUAAUGAUGAUAAUAAUAAACUGCCCUCUCUAUCUGCAAAAUAUCCAUGGUUUGUUGUUCAGGACCUGGAAGACCUUACUCACCAGUUUUUCUCCACCCUUCACAACCCGAUGUUUAAAUAUCAGUGUCAAGUCUCUCCGUUGUCCGGGAAUCGUAUCCGAGGUUGUUUCCAUGGGUGGAUCAUUCUCUCAAACCAUCCACACAACAAUAUUUGGUCUCUUUGGAACCCCUCAUCUGCUCCUAACACCAUAACUCUCCCUCCUUUGUUAUUGAAAGACGGAGAUUAUGAUUCUAUCCGUGAAUGUUGUUUGUCUGCUCCUCCAUAUAAUCCUACUUCAGUUCUCCUCUUAAUGAUUUCCAAUAAGCGUACCUUUGUUUUUUGUCAAGUAUCCCCUAAAAGAAAGAAAAGCCUUAGGAAAAAGCCAAGAUGAACCGAGAUGUCAUAUGCUUACCAACUCAAGAGAUUAACCUGGGAUGGUCAUUUACUACAUAGCCUAACUUGUUGCAAUGGUCAAAUAUAUGCUUUAUGUAGUGAAAAUAGUAUUACUCCAAUGGUCAUACGGGUUGAAAUUGUAGUCAAGGAUAAAGACGUUGUGAUACAACUAAUAGCAGUUGGGGAAGCCACUCUUCUUCCCUGUCGUUGUCCUAAACAGCUUUUUUUUUUCUGACAGGAAAUUGUACAGAGUUGUUCCUCAUUGUAGUUGGUUUUCAUACGGAAGCUGACAGAAUUCCUAGUGAUGUGUAUCUGUUUAAAUUAGACAUGGCUAGUAUAAAUUGGAAAGCCUUGGAAUGCCUCAAAAACUGGGACAUGUCUGGUCUUGAAGAACCUGAUCAAAGCGUUGUAGGUUACCUUCUCGACUUGGCUAUUAUUGAAGAUCUGUGGGAAGAAGUACAAGUCCUUAAAGACACCAUAUUUGUUGUUGAUGUUGCUCAUGAUAACUUGGAAUAUUACAACCCUGGAAUUGCCUCGGAUUUAGGGGGGUAUAUACACAUUCUUGACAAAAUGGACAAAGUAAUAUAUUCUUAUCACCUCACUAAAAAAACCAUUGUUCGAUCUCCCAUGCCUUCCUCAGUGCUGUCAACAAGCCACAUGUCAAUGUGGGAAUGCUGGUUAGAAGAUGACCAUAGAGAAGCCAAAUUCAUAGUUGAUUCUAAACAAGAAGAAGACGAGAUGGUGAUUAACUUAAUAUCAGACAAUGAGGUUGAAGUUGCUGAAUCACGCUUGCUUGAUAUUCCAUUUGAUGUUCUGGAGAUGCUGAUGAAGAUUUGUGUUGGAGUGGAAUACAUGAACUUUCGUGCUACAUGCAAACGUUGCCAUCUAGCGGCACGUACGAUACAAUGGCGCGACCAUACAUCAUUAAUGAGAUUACAGGAUUAUUCACUAGGCUCGCCUUGGCUGAUGGUUGUAGACCAAAUUCAAGGCAUUAUCACUUUCACAGAUCCGAUGUUGGGUGACAACUACUUUAUGCGAUGUUCACAGUUACCGAUUGCUGAUGAAACAAUAUGUUGUUCCAGGUUUGGCUGGUUGCUGUUUAAGACCAGUGACUUCUGCCCAGCGUUUUUUAACCCCUUCACUAAUGAUCUCUGCGAGCUUCCAGAAACGCGUAUUGCUGUAAUUUCCUUUUGGUUUUCAGCCCCGCCUAGUUCACCUGAAUGUAUGGUUGUUGGAUUUGCAUCUUCAAGAGUUCUCAUUCUUCAUGUAGCCCAAGAAACACCCUGGCUGGAGUUUGAUCUACUUGUGCAAGGGAAUAUCCAAUUUGUUUUCCAACCUUCCAUGGUGAAGGUCUUUAUGCAUUGCACAAGACGGGAACACUUAUGGUUUUCAGAGAUUUGGGUAAAGAUAAUGUCUCUUGGGAAAUUUUCAAUACCCAAGCCCCAAAAAGUUGUAGCUGCUCUCAGUCACAAUAUUUUUUGGUAAAAUGUGACCAACAUCUUUUACUAGUUGUUAUCGGCGGGUUUGGAGAAUCCAUUGAGGUAUUCAAGUUGAACGAAUCUACACAAGAAUGGGAAAAAGUAAAUGGUGUAGGAAAGCACGUGAUUUAUAUUUGUGAUACAACAUGUCUCUGCAUUGAAGCUAAAAUACCAGAAAUGGAGAACAAGAUCUUCCUUUCACAACUGAGUUCUAGAAACAAGAAAAUAGUGUUUUAUUCACUUGAAACAUGCACGUUUCACACAUUCAAUGAUACAAGCAUCCAAGAAAAAUUCGGGGAUGCCUUCCCAAUUAGACAUCUUUCUGCUCAUACUUGGAUCGAACCAAGUUGGUUGGAUUCGCCGCAUCACCAAAAGAAGUACAGGAAAAAGAGCAUCUGAACAGUAUUGUGAUCAAAGUGUAUAUUAGCUUAUUCUAAUAAAGCUGCCAUGGAGACGAAGUUGACUAUGCAUCUUGAUUUUUUGAAAGGAGCCAGAGUCCAGAAAAGGAGAAUAAGUGCAUUAAGUUUAUCUUUCAAAGUUGAAACGGCUAGCUGACUUUAUUGCUAAUUAAUAUUGGGGUUUGCUAAAUAUAGCCUUAGGGCUGCGUUUGAGGUGCAUAAAUUGUUUGUACAUUUACCAUGAAAAUCAAGGGGCAGACUUUUAAUAUGGAAGGUACAAAUAUUUUUAUGCACGUUAAAUACAGUCCUAAAGGCUGUAUUUAGCAUUUCCCAUUAAUAUUUUUAUGUUUGUAUCAUUAAAGAGAAUAAGUCCAGACAAUGUUCUUUUUACUCUUUCAGUUUUUUAUUAUUUGUAUAUCUAUUCUGUAUCUGUAUCUGUGUCCUUGAUAAAGGAAGAUUUUAAUUUGGACAAGUAAAUUUCUUCAAUGUACUUUAAGAUGUAAAACACCCCAGAUCUCUCUAUUCAUAUAUAUUGGUAUUUUUUGAACUGCAAA